GCCAUUAAGGAUUUUUAUCGCAAUUCGGGGACAAUCGAAGAGAACAUUACAUUGCUAGGCUAUGAUGAGAAGCCUAUGGAUUUCGACAACAGUGAAAUGAAGUUCUUCAAGUGCUCGUACAAAGUUGGGCCCAUCAAAUUCAACAGGUUUAUCAAGAGGGGUGUUACAAGUUCGAAGGAUUGGGCUUCAGACUACCAUUUUGUCAGAGCUUUGGCACAUCCUGCUGCUAUCCAAGUUGAAAAUUACGUCAAUUCAGAGUGUGUGAUCAUCUCUGAAGUGGAUGGGUCCUUCAGCAAAUGGUUGAACAAAAGGAAACCCAUUGAACUGUUCGCUGAUGGCACCAUGCUGCCCAUCCUCAGAAAUAUGACCAUCCAACUUGCAAGUCUGGUGAAAAGUAUUCUUGCUAAGGAAGUAUCCCCGAGGUAUCGUUGCAAAGGAAGAAUUCUCAAUGAAAGAGCUAUACGUCAAGCUGCUUCCUGAUAAGACACCAAAGCUACAGGUGCUGAUAC
Molecule: messenger RNA, 509 nt
Organism: Triticum urartu
Lineage: Eukaryota; Viridiplantae; Streptophyta; Magnoliopsida; Poales; Poaceae
Source: RefSeq, a predicted model, not a curated record